AUGAACCUACCGAAUCGACGCAAAAUCAUGGCCAAACUGCAGCGAGGUUUGAGUCUUUUCAAUUGUAAACUUUUUGGAUUUGCAAUUUUUAUGUGAUAUUAAAACGUUUUUAUAUUAUAAAUUUGUUAUGACAAAAAAGACUCUAUAGUACAAAGUUUUGAAAUAUUUUAGGUCGAUUUUGACCAUAAAACGGUUAAAAACCUAAAAUGAUCACCUGAUGGUCAUGAAUAAUAUAACAAAAAACCCCUGUUUUCAACAACUAAACCGAUUUUAACUAAUCCAAUUUUUACAAAAAAAAUAUCCACAAUUCUUUCAGUGAACACUAUUGGCGAAAUUUUGGACAGGAAGCGGUCGGUUGCGCGAAUAAUGUCACAAACCGCCGACGGGCUGAACCAAAGUUUCGAAUUUAAAAAGUGCGCACCUGAAGAUGUUGUUUACGACCUGUUCAAAGUGCCCGGCAAAGAUGAAGCCUCAAUUGGACGAUUAGUGAGUGUUCUGAAGAGUCUCGGUUUGAGAGAGGAUGACCCGCGGCUAAUUCCUACCAUGGAGAAGAUAAAGGAGUACGAUCACAACAUGAAUGAUGAUUUUGAUGUGAAGAGGUAUCGAUUGCCACGGGAUCAGUUCAAAGAGUAAGUGAAAAUGAUUGGAUUUUUUUGAAUUGCUCAAAACGUCGUUUUUUGUGGUUUUAGGGGUCGACUAUUGUACUUCCGCAGCCUGCAUGGCCUGUCGUGUUUCGGGCGCGAACUGCAGAGCUCAUGCACUUUUCUCGAAUAAAAAUUACGAGAAAACUUUGUUUACAGUCAAAAUAAGAUUAUUUUACAAGCUUAAAACAUGAAUUUUGUGUUUUCAGUUUAAAACAUAUUGUUUUACAUUAAAAUCAACCAAAAUAAUAGAUAAUUCUUCGUAUUUUCAGCUGUAUUCAUCCGAGCAUCUCACUGAUCUCUCAAGCUUUGCGCAAUGAGCUAAUCGUACCAUCAUGGAAAGAAUUUACUGACAAAAUCACUGAGAUCUUUGAGGACGUAAGUUUUAAUUGGUUUUAUUAUUUUAGGUAUCAAGUUGUUUUUUAUUAAAAUUAUUAUUAUUACUAAAAACAGGGUUCUAUUUAUGCUUUUUAUAAAUAAUAUUGUUUAAAUUAUAGUGUCGAACUUGUGUGGAAGGAAAUGUGGCUACUUAUAUUCCACAAUUAGCUAGACAGGAUCCCAAUCGAUGGGGUUUGUCGGUUUGCACGAUUGAUGGACAAAGGUUCUCGAUCGGAGAUGCCAAAACACCUUUCUGCUUUCAGUCAGUGUCCAAGGUAAGUUUUUGUUUGAUUUUCUUGUAGUUUUAGACCUUAAAUUUGAUUAAAAUGGCGUUAAAAAGGGAAUAGAAGAUUUUCAGCAGAGUUUGCAUAAACUUCUUUUAAAAGCAGCGUUUACUGGUUAAAAACCAACUUUGUUUUAGGCUUUCAACUACGCAAUAGUAUCAUCAGACUUAGGUUCAGAUUAUGUUCAUCAAUUUGUUGGCCACGAACCUUCUGGCCGCUUGUUCAACGAAAUUUGUCUGGACGCCAAUGGAAAGCCGCAUAACCCAAUGAUUAAUGCCGGUGCCAUAGUUGUGACAUCAUUAUUGAAAAACGGUAUAUGUAUGGCCGACAGAUAUGACUUUGCUUUCAAUGAAUACAAAAAAUUGGCUGGUGGCGACUAUAUCGGGUUCAAUAAUGCGACAUUCCUUUCCGAACGCGAGACAGCAUGUCGUAACUUUGCUUUAUCAUUCUUCAUGAUGGAAAACAAAUGUUUUCCACCUGGUAUCCAACAAUUGAGAGAGGAAUUGGACCUGUAUUUUCAGCUAUGUUCACUAGAAACACAUUGCGAGUCGGCCGCGGUUAUGGCCGCCACUUUGGCUAAUGGUGGUGUAUGUCCAACGACAGGUGAUGUGUGCAUUGACUCAAGACCAUGCCGGGACGUGUUAUCACUAAUGUAUUCUUGUGGAAUGUACGAUUAUUCAGGACAAUUUGCUUUUCAUGUUGGAUUACCUGCCAAAUCAGGAGUGUCGGGUAAUAUGAUCAUUGUCAUACCUAAUCUUAUGGGUAUUUGUGUCUGGUCACCACCAUUGGAUAAGUUGGGAAAUAGCUGUAGAGGUGUGAAAUUCUGCCAAAAGUUAAUCGAAGCUUUUAAUUUCCAUAAUUAUGACUCUUUGUUACAUGCGGAUUCACAGAAGAUUGAUCCGAGAAGAGCGAUGGGAUCAAGGGAGACUGAUCUUGUGGUUAGUCUGCUGUUUGCGUGCAAAAAUGGAGACUUUGAAACCGUUAGGAGGUAAGGACAUGGGCUUUUUACAGUAGAUAAAUACGAAUUUUAAAAAAAUCAGUUUUGUCUACAGGCAAAACAUGGCUAAUAUUGGGUAAAAUCGUUUAAAACUAUCAUUUUACGUUGUUUUAGGCUCUACAUCCAAGGGGAAAACCUGAACGUAGUGGAUUACGACGGAAGAACAGCUUUACACUUGGCCGCAUGUGAAGGGCAUGCCAAUAUUGUAAAAUUCCUUCUUCAAACAUGCAAUGUUGAUCAUUCUAUUCAAGAUAGAUGGGGACGAACAGCGUUGGACGAUGCUCGACUUUUCCAUCAUCAUGCGUGCACAUCACUGCUGCUACGUGCUGGAAAGCCGAACCAUCAUGGUGGAAGUAAAAGCAAGAACAAGGCUGUCAGCGAUGCGGCUAUGGCGUAAGUUUUUCUUUUGUCUUAGGGUGUGUUUUUGAUUUUUUGGGAAAAUUUUGAUAAUUUUUCAAGUUUUUUCGAUUUAACAAAGGUAAUAACUUUGUUUACAAUAAUUGAAUGUUUAUGUAAUGUUUUGCUAAUACUAAAAUAGACUGUAUAUUGUGAUUUUAUAGCGUAAUUGCUAUUGAUUUAGCGCGACAGAAAUUGCCAGCAGCACCAGCGAGGAAGAGCCACAGGGUUGUGGUGUCAUGAUGCUGGGUAGUGGCGAAGAGGAGUGUGAAGAGGUCCACAAGCCUAGCUUUCAUCUACCUUCAUUAACAUCGUCGGUUGAAGAUGGUAAGUUGUGGAUUAUUUGAGAAAGACGGGAGGAAAUUGAUGUUCUUCAUGUUGUAGUAGGUGUAGGUGGGGGAAAAGGAUUAUUUGUUGUAUUUUUGGAUUCAUAUGGGCAAUUUUUUUUUGUUUAGGUAGUUAAUUUUUUAUAGGUAUUUUAAGUGCCUUUUAGAAGUUUUAUAUGAAGGUACCACUUUAGUUCACACCAUACCAAACGGCCUUAUCCCCAACGGUAGUGCAAUAGAAGAACUGAUGAAGAACACUCAUAUUAAUGGUACAACAAACGGUGUAGCUACUCCAGUAGCGAAUGGUACAAGCUCCACAACUACUACGUUACGUGAACAGUCUCCAAGUCACGUUCAGUUUCAGAACAAUCCAAAUGCAUGA
Bursaphelenchus okinawaensis is the source of this 3404-nucleotide messenger RNA. The record is from the annotation of a GenBank genome assembly. Lineage: Eukaryota; Metazoa; Nematoda; Chromadorea; Rhabditida; Aphelenchoididae.